Molecule: messenger RNA, 1627 nt
Organism: Nomascus leucogenys (northern white-cheeked gibbon)
Lineage: Eukaryota; Metazoa; Chordata; Mammalia; Primates; Hylobatidae
Gene: SOD3
Product: superoxide dismutase 3
Biological process (GO): removal of superoxide radicals
Molecular function (GO): copper ion binding; superoxide dismutase activity
Source: RefSeq, a predicted model, not a curated record
CCCAGAAAUGGGAGGGGCAGGGGAGGUGGGGACAGAGUGGGAGGAGGUGGGGACAGAGUGGGAGGAGGUGGGGACAGAGCGGGAGGAGGUGGAGGCGAAGCCAUUCUACAACCCGGGACGGUCUGGCCUGCUUUUCCUCCCUGAACCGGCCCAAUGACUGGCUCCCUCACGCUGACCACUCCUCUGGGCUGACCUCCUGCACUCGCACUCGCGCUAACAGCCCAGGCUCCAGGGACAGCCUGCGUUCCUGGGCCGGCUGGGUGCAGCUCUCUUGGAGGAGCUGGAAAGGUGCCCGACUCCAGCCAUGCUGGCGCUACUGUGUUCCUGCCUGUUCCUGGCAGCCGGUGCCUCCGACGCCUGGACGGGCGAGGACUCGGCGGAGCCCAACUCUGACUCGGCGGAGUGGAUCCGAGACAUGUACGCCAAGGUCACGGAGAUCUGGCAGGAGGUCAUGCAGCGGCGGGACGACGACGGCGCGCUCCACGCCGCCUGCCAGGUGCAGCCAUCAGCCACACUGGACGCCGCGCAGCCCCGGGUGACCGGCGUCGUCCUCUUCCGGCAGCUCGCGCCCCGCGCCAAGCUCGACGCCUUCUUCGCCCUGGAGGGCUUCCCGACCCAGCCGAACAGCUCCAGCCGCGCCAUCCACGUGCACCAGUUCGGGGACCUGAGCCAGGGCUGCGAGUCCACCGGGCCCCACUACAACCCGCUGGGCGUGCCGCACCCGCAGCACCCCGGCGACUUCGGCAACUUCGCGGUGCGCGACGGCAGCCUCUGGAAGUACCGCGCCGGCCUGGCCGCCUCGCUCGCGGGCCCGCACUCCAUCGUGGGCCGGGCCGUGGUCGUCCACGCUGGCGAGGACGACCUGGGCCGCGGCGGCAACCAGGCCAGCGUGGAGAACGGGAACGCGGGCCGGCGGCUGGCCUGCUGCGUGGUGGGCGUGUGCGGGCCCGGGCUCUGGGAGCGCCAGGCGCGGGAGCACUCCGAGCGCAAGAAGCGGCGGCGCGAGAGCGAGUGCAAGGCCGCUUGAGCGCGGCCUCCACCCGGCGGCGGCCAAGGACCCCCGAGGCCACCCUCUGCCUUUGAGCUUCUCCUCUGCUCCAACAGACACCCUCCACUCAGGUCUCACCUUCGCCUUUGCUGAAGUCUCCCCGCAGCCCUCUCCACCCAGAGGUCUCCCCUAUACCGAGACCCACCAUCCUUCCAUCCUGAGGACCGCCCCAACCCUGGGAGCCCCCCACUCAGUAGGUCUGAAGGCCUCCAUUUGUACCGAAACACCCCGCCCACGCUGACAGCCUCCUAGGCUCCCUGAGGUACCUUUCCACCCAGACCCUCCUUCCCCACCCCAUAAGCCCUGAGACUCCCUCCUUUGACCUGACGAUCCUCCCCCUUCCCGCCUUCAGGUUCCUCCUAGGCGCUCAGAGGCCGCUCUGGGGGGUUGCCUCGAGUCCCCCCACCCCUCCCCACCCACCACCGCUCCCGCGGCCAGCCAGCCGGUGCAGCGGAAGCCAGGCCAACUGCCCCGCGUCUUCAGCUGUUUCCCAUCCACCGCCACCCCACUGACAGCUGCUCCUUUGGGGGAAUGUUUGGCAACCUUUGUGUUACACAUUAAAAAUUCAGCAAUUCAGUA